Tinamus guttatus (white-throated tinamou) is the source of this 1790-nucleotide messenger RNA. It is a transcript of the gene UBP1, whose product is annotated as upstream binding protein 1. Gene Ontology annotation, biological process: regulation of transcription by RNA polymerase II. Lineage: Eukaryota; Metazoa; Chordata; Aves; Tinamiformes; Tinamidae. Gene Ontology annotation, cellular component: nucleus. The record is from RefSeq and is a predicted model, not a curated record. Gene Ontology annotation, molecular function: RNA polymerase II cis-regulatory region sequence-specific DNA binding; DNA-binding transcription activator activity, RNA polymerase II-specific.
GCACGGGGCGCCGCGAAACAUGGCGUGGGUGCUCAAGAUGGAUGAGGUGAUCGAGUCCGGGCUCGUGCACGACUUCGACGCCAGCCUCUCGGGCAUCGGGCAGGAGCUGGGAGCUGGGGCCUACAGCAUGAGUGAUGUUUUGGCACUGCCUAUUUUCAAACAGGAAGAUUCCAGCCUUCCACCAGAAGAUGAGCCUAAACAUCCACCCUUUCAGUAUGUGAUGUGCGCUGCAACAUCUCCAGCAGUAAAAUUACAUGAUGAAACUCUUACAUACUUGAACCAAGGGCAGUCCUAUGAAAUACGGAUGCUAGAUAACCGGAAAGCGGGAGACAUACCGGAGAUCAAUGGAAAACUGGUGAAGAGUAUUAUAAGAGUUGUGUUCCAUGACAGAAGGUUGCAAUAUACAGAGCACCAGCAACUAGAAGGUUGGAAGUGGAACCGCCCUGGGGACAGGCUUCUUGACUUAGAUAUUCCAAUGUCUGUUGGUGUCAUUGAUAUCAAGACAAAUCCAAGCCAGCUCAAUGCAGUUGAAUUUUUGUGGGAUCCAACAAAAUGUACAUCUGCUUUUAUUCAGGUACAUUGUAUCAGCACUGAAUUUACCCCUCGUAAACAUGGGGGAGAGAAAGGAGUUCCAUUUCGGAUUCAAGUUGACACUUUUAAGCAGACUGAAAAUGGAGACUAUACAGAUCAUCUGCAUUCAGCCAGCUGUCAAAUCAAAGUUUUUAAGCCAAAAGGAGCAGACAGGAAACAGAAGACGGACAGAGAAAAGAUGGAAAAAAGAACUGCACAUGAAAAAGAAAAGUAUCAGCCUUCAUAUGACACCACAGUUCUCACAGAGAUGAGGCUUGAGCCUAUAAUUGAAGAUGCAGUUGAACAUGAGCAGAAAAAGUCCAGCAAGCGGACUUUGCCAGCAGACUACGGUGAUUCUCUGGCAAAGCGAGGCAGUUGCUCACCAUGGCCUGAUACUCCUACAACUUUUGUAAACAACAGUCCUACUCCUGCUCCAACUUUUACCUCUGCCAGUACCUACAGUGUCCCAGACAGCAAUUCUUCCUCCCCAAAUCAUCAAGGAGAUGGGAUCUCUCAAGGGUCUGGAGAUCAACUUCAUCCUUCAGCCACAAUCCAGGAAACUCAGCAAUGGUUGCUCAAACAUAGGUUUUCCACCUAUACAAGGCUUUUUUCAAAUUUCUCAGGUGCUGAUUUACUGAAGCUGACGAGAGAAGACCUGGUGCAGAUCUGUGGUCCGGCCGAUGGCAUUCGGCUCUACAACGCGCUCAAGUCCAGGUCUGUUAGACCUCGUUUAACAAUCUACGUCUGUCAGGAGCCAUCAAGGAGCCUUCAACUGGAAAGCCAAGACGCGGGCAACGGUGACAGCAGCAACGGUGCAAUAUAUGUAUAUCAUGCGAUCUACUUGGAAGAAAUGGCAGCCUCGGAAGUCACGCGCAAGCUUGCUCUGGCGUUUAAUAUUCCUCUGCAUCAGAUUAACCAGGUUUACAGACAGGGUCCCACUGGUAUCCACAUUCUUGUUAGCGACCAGAUGGUUCAGAACUUUCAAGAUGAGAGUUGUUUCCUGUUCACCACAAUAAAAGCUGAAAACGAAGGUUUCCAUAUAAUUUUGAAAUGAUGUCACACGUGCUAGACUGGUAUUUCAGUGCAGAAUGAAGUCCUGCCUAAAGACUAUGAAGAUCAUCCAGAAACUGAGGAUCUAACUUCACCGUAUAAGAUGUUUCAUAUUGAAAACACAAGAUGACCUUUCUAACGCGCUGUUGAUAGUUGAGCUUUGUAACCAC